UUUUCUCUUAUCCAUAUGCAUUUCUUCACUUACAGCGGCAGUUUGCUGACCCGCAAUUUGGCUGAUUUAGUCAAAAAAGAACACUUCAUUCUUGAUUCGGAGUAUUUGACCACAUUGCUGGUGAUUGUGCCAAAAAUACUGGCUAAUGAUUGGUUGGCCAACUAUGAGAAGAUCACUGACAUGAUCGUGCCACGUUCCUCGCAACUGAUCACACAAGACAACGAUUAUUGCUUGUUCAAUGUGACACUCUUCAAGAAGGUAGUAGAAGAAUUCAAGCUGCAUGCGCGUGAAAAGAAAUUUAUUGUACGCGAUUUCGUGUACAAUGAGGAAGAAUUGGCAGCUGGCAAAAAUGAGAUGACGAAGCUCAUUACCGAUAAGAAGAAGCAAUUUGGCCCAUUGGUCAGAUGGUUGAAGGUGAAUUUCAGCGAAGCUUUCUGUGCUUUGGUGCAUGUGAAAGCGCUGCGUGUUUUUGUGGAAUCCGUUUUGAGAUACGGUUUACCUGUCAAUUUUCAAGCCAUCCUCAUCGAACCCAACAAGAAGAGCGUGAAACGUCUUCGCGAAAGCCUUAACCAGCUGUACGGACAUUUGGAUGGAGCUUCAGCUGGUGGCCAGGGCAAUUCCAGUAUGGAUAACGUUGAUAUACCCGGCUUAGGCUUUGGCCAAUCAGAAUACUAUCCUUAUGUGUUUUACAAACUGAACAUCGAUAUGGUGGAGACAGCAAAAAUCUAAAGUUUUUUGAGUUCAACGCUCAAUAAUCCAAUUUAGCCUAAUCACAAAUACAAAAAAGAGAAAUACCUUUACAAAUACGUUUACAAAAUGAAGAGAAGUGCAACACACUGUAAUUAUCCUACAAGAAAAGAGAAGCAAAAAAACGAAGUUUAUAAAAAUCUAUAAAAUAGUAUAAAGUAAAUACUAAACCAUAUGUACUAUGUAUGUUGUCAGUUACAUGUUCUUUGUUCGAUGAACUAAAUAGCAUUGACGAGCCGCAGAAGCAGUGCAACCAAAGGGUGCAAACUGAGUUAGCGUUAGUUAGCCCACCUGCAGUCACGCAAACGCUAGAAAAAAUUAAUGCUAUUCAUGUAAAUUAUUUUGAGUUAAGAAAUCGUCUUCUUAAAAUGUUGUAAUUCUAUUUCUCUAUGUUGGUAACUUUUUAGUACUUUCAUUUACAUAUCUACGUAGUACGUAUACAUAUACAUAUUUGUUUAUCAUUGCUUGGAACAAUUAGUUAAAAAUUUUUCUUCUAUUGUGUUUGUAUAUUGGAAAUUAGCUUUCUUCUGAAAUAUUUUGAGCAACAAUCGUUAAUGCAGACUUUGGGCUAGAAUUUUAAGAAAAACGUUAUUAAUUAUAGAAUUGUAGAUUUCCUUGUUUCGUUAUUCUACUUUUUUGUGUGGUUUAGUAAGCCAAUUUGACAGUAUUUUCUAUAUCCUUUUUAUCUGUCAUUGUGUUGAUAGUUAAAGCUCUUUCUUACAUUUUCCGAAUACCAGCAAUGUAGCGGGGUAAGCGGCCAAAUUUGUUUAAUAGUUUUUGUUUCUUUUUUAACGGUUAAAAAGAAUUCAAGAAA
This is a messenger RNA of Rhagoletis zephyria (snowberry fruit fly), 1561 nucleotides long. RefSeq names its product V-type proton ATPase subunit Vha44. Gene Ontology annotation, molecular function: proton-transporting ATPase activity, rotational mechanism. NCBI's taxonomy places the organism in Eukaryota, Metazoa, Arthropoda, Insecta, Diptera, Tephritidae. Gene Ontology annotation, biological process: proton transmembrane transport. The record is from RefSeq and is a predicted model, not a curated record. Gene Ontology annotation, cellular component: lysosomal membrane; vacuolar proton-transporting V-type ATPase, V1 domain.